This is a messenger RNA of Cydia pomonella (codling moth), 1947 nucleotides long. Its product is annotated as tetratricopeptide repeat protein 21B-like. NCBI's taxonomy places the organism in Eukaryota, Metazoa, Arthropoda, Insecta, Lepidoptera, Tortricidae. The record is from RefSeq and is a predicted model, not a curated record. Gene Ontology annotation, cellular component: intraciliary transport particle A. The transcript has 5 exons. Gene Ontology annotation, biological process: protein localization to cilium; intraciliary retrograde transport. Bases 55 to 774 code for a protein of 239 amino acids. Gene Ontology annotation, molecular function: protein binding.
CUACUGAACCAGGCGCGGCGCUCCCCGCGCUGGGGCCAGGUGUCGGCGCGCCGCAUGGUGCUGCUGUGUCUGUCGCAGCACGCGCCCGGGGCGCACGACGCCGGCACCGAGGACGAUACAAGAAUGCUAGCGCUCAAAACGGCCGAAAAGCUGCUAGCGGAAGUAGCGCCCGGAGACCGUAAAGCCUUGCAGGCGCUAAUCCAGCUCGCUACAAGACAAAAGAGCAUGGCCGAGCGCGUGCUGCAAGACCUGCUGCCGGCCAUUACAGAUGACGCUGGCCAAGAUGACCCGUACCUCAUACUGGCUAUCGCUAACGCUUACAAUAUUGUGAAACAACCAACGAGAUCCAAGAACAUCCUAAAGCGGACUAUUUCGUCUAUACCUUGGACACCGGAGAAGGCUGAUGGUUUAGAGAGAUGCUGGCUGGAAGUCGCUGACGGCCAAGUGAGCUCCGGCCGAGUGGACGCAGCCAAGGAACUGCUGACUAAGGUUCUCAACCACAACAACUCUUGCUCCGCCGCUUAUCAACUUUUAGGCUACUUGGCUGAAAAGGAGCAGAACUACAAAAAUGCUGCCCAGAACUACGAUAACGCGUGGUCAUUCGGAGGCAAGAGCGAUCUCUCCGUCGGCUACAAGCUGGCUCACGCGUAUCUGAAGCUUAAGAAGUACCCCGAGUGCAUUGUCGUCUGUCGGCAUAUACUUAAGGCGCAUCCCGACUAUCCCAAGCUUAAGAAGGAGAUAUUGGAGAAAGCUAAGACUAAUUUAAGAACAUAAAUAUGCAUUUUAAAAAUGAUUGUGGCUUUGACAGUAGCGACUGUUGUCUGACCCCUACAGUCUACAGUGGAGGGGCCCCAUAUGAACUUUAUUUACGAUAUAGAGUAAGAGCCGGUUGACAAACUGAUUAAUGUCAAGUAGAAGUCAUCCCAUAGAUCAGGGGUCACCUAUUAGUUUCAUCAGGGGUAAAAUUAAAUUAAAAUAACCAUCGCGGUCCGUUUCUACUUGAGUCUAUUAAAUAAGCAAAAAAAUAAAAAACAACGGGUUGCACUCCGGGAGUGCCGGCAGAAGUGAAAACUUGAAUAUUAACCUUGUGCAUUUUUAGGGUUAACCAAAUGGCAAAAAACGGAACCCUUAUAGAUUCGUCAUGUCCGUCUUUCUGUCCGUUUAUGUCACAGCCACUUUCCGAAACUAUAAGAGCUAUACUGUUCAAACUUGGUAAGUAGAUGCAUUCUAUGAACCGCAUUAAGAUUUUUACACAAAAAUAGAACAAAAACCAAUAAAUUUUGGGGGUUCCCCAUACUUAGAACUGGAACUCAAAAAAUCUUUUUUCAUCAAACCCAUACGUGUGGGGUAUCUAUGGAUAGGUCUUCAAAAAUGAUAUUGAGGUUUCUAAUAUCAUUUUUUUUCUAAACUGAAUAGUUUGCGCGAGAGACACUUCCAAAGUGGUAAAAUGUGCCCCCCCCCCCCCCCCCCCCGUAACUUCUAAAAUAAGAGAAUGAUAAACCUAAAAAAAAUAUAUGAUGUACAUUACCAUGCAAACUUCCACCGAAAAUUGGUUUGAACGAGAUCUAGUAAGUAGUUUUUUUAAAUACGUCAUAAAUGGUACGGAACCCUUCAUGGGCGAGUCCGACUCGCACUUGGCCGCUUUUGAUAUUUUGGACUGGUUAGGAAAUAAUUUUGCACGAAUUGGUUUAAUUAUCAGUAUAAAGUACUAUCAUUUAUGUGGUAAAAUACAAUAUUCAAGUUUUCACUUCUGCCGGCACUCCCGGAGUGCAACCCUUUAUACCCGGCGCGGCGCAGGAGAGGAGGUAUCCCCCUCUCUUUCUACCGCGCGGCGGUCUACUGGCGUCAAUGACAUUGUAACAGUUUUUCGAUCAGGUCACGUGUCCGUCUUACGAAUUUUCAAACUAACUAAUCUGUCGGUCACGUCACGUGACCUGCCGCGAGUUU